Molecule: messenger RNA, 938 nt
Organism: Drosophila willistoni
Lineage: Eukaryota; Metazoa; Arthropoda; Insecta; Diptera; Drosophilidae
Product: replication stress response regulator SDE2
Exons: 2
Coding region: 154-855 (233 amino acids)
Cellular component (GO): nucleus
Source: RefSeq, a predicted model, not a curated record
AUAUAUUUUCCACAAUCUGUAUUGUAUUUAAAACAAGUAGUUUCUUGGUGUUUUUUGUAUAUAUUAAUUCAAUUUAGCUUAGAUUUUCGAUAACAUUUUUAAGAAAGACGACAACUCUGGUUGGGGCAAAAAGCAAAAGAAAACAAAGCAAAAAUGGUAACAAAUAUUUUUAUAGGCAAUAAACUUAUAGUUUCCACAAAUUCUGGUGCCAAAAGUUACAUACAACUAUGCUCCAGUAUCGAAGAAGUCACGCAUAUGCAACCAGACGAGUACUACCUCAUAGACAACACGGGAAAGCGCUUGACCGAAACGCAGGACUUACACCAUGACGACAGCAUUCAAAUUCAUUGUGUGCUCCGACAACUCGGUGGUAAGGGUGGCUUCGGUUCCAUGUUGCGAGCAAUUGGUGCCCAAAUUGAGAAGACCACAAAUCGAGAGGCAUGCCGGGAUUUAAGUGGACGUCGUCUACGCGACAUCAAUGAGGAGAAACGUGUGCGGGCCUGGUUGGAAAAGCAGGACGAGAGAGAGCGAGAAGCGGAAGAGCGAAAGAAACGAAAAAUCGAGAAAUUGUUGGCAGUCCCCAAGCACGAAUUUAAGGACGAACAAUACGAUGAGGCCAGAGCUAACCUCACGGAGAAGGUAAACAAUGCUUUUGAGGAAGGUCUAAAACAGACUAAGCCAGAAAGCGAGCCUAGUUCAAGUAAAGGCGCCGUCAAGAGGAAAAGUGGUGAGCAAUCUGGAGCUACAAAGGCAAAAAAGAAACCAGCUCUAUGGAUUGGUGACGAUUUGUCUGGUUCGGGAUCAGACUCUGACGAUAGCGAAGCCAGCGUUAAAGCUGUUGCUAUUAGAACUUGAAACGUUUAAUUAAUAUUAAGCACUAAGAUUACGACUAAUAAAUAAAAAUAAAUAUAAUUCACUGCGGUGUCACAAACUGCGAA